AUGCGCGCGCUUCCCGCGGGCGCGUCCGCGCUCUUCGACGACGGGGCGAAGAAAGAGACGUACGAACGGUUUCGUGAUCGCGCGCGCGACCGUUCGGACGCGCGCGUGGACCGCGGAGCGGCGGAUGCGGACGUGUUCACGGAUGAUGCAACGACGAUGAAGGAUCCAAAGGACGACGCGCGGGAUGGGUGCGAGGGCGCGCGACCGCGAUUCGCGGCGUCGAACGUCGGUGAACGCCCUGGUGGACCCGGGGCGUCGACGUCGGAGGCGAGGUACGUCGUAGGGGUGAUUCGUGGACGAACGUGGACGAUGAGCGACGGUUGGAACGCGGCGAGCGGGACGUUCGCCGCGGAGAGCGAAUCGUUGGAUGUCGAUGGAUCGAAGCGAAUAUUUCGCGCUGGUGAGGACGGUGGCGUGAAGUUUGUGUGCGCGGACGAUUGGUCGGGGGAGCACGUGAUGAUUCUCGGGAGAGAGAGCGUAGAGGCGUCGACGGAGGGCGCGUGGUACAGACACGCGCGUUGGGCGAGCGGCGGCGGGGCGCGAAGGAUAGAGGGAUUGAGGGGGGUCGAAUGCUCGUGCGCGACGUUCGUGAAGUAUGCGAGCUCGGGUGAGAGCAGUGGAAGCGGCGCUGGGACGAUCGUGCGGGCGCUCGUGGGGACGGCAGAUGGUAGAGUGUUCGACGUGCGCAUCGAUUACUCGAGCGACGGAAAGCGAUUUGAGCAAGCGUGUGAGCGCGUGUUCGAGACGAAAGACUGCGAGAAGAUCGCUGGAGUGCGAGCGUUCAAACGCGGGCGAGGAGUGGACAGUCGUCACGGUGCGUUGAUCUCGACUUCGCGCAGGUUGUAUGCUUUGGUUGGAUCAUACUCGUUGGAGUCAGUUUUUGCCAAGGCCCGCGCGAAACCGGGCGGCAUCGACGCGGUAGUAGAGAUGCCGGUAGCGAGCGAUACGAGUGAGCUGUGCGUUUGGCAACGUCGUCGUAAAUCACCGUCCUCUUCAUCCGAUUGCAUGGCGUGGCUUACAGGCGCUGGAAUCUACCGGGGGACGUUGAAUUUUAACGUCGACGACGCGUCAAGUGUCUUGGAGCAACACGGUGUGCUUCCGUUUCCGCAAACGGACGCCGACGACGUGGGACCAAUUUCUCUCGCCAUGACAGAGCAUCAUAUUUUGCUGCUCUAUUCAAAAUCCUUGAUCGCCGUCAACGCCAUCACGGGCGACGUGGAGGGAAAGAUCCAGCUUCCGUCAGGCGGCGCGUCCACCUUCGCGUGCACAGAUCCAACGACGGCUGUAGCGUACGUCGCAAACGAACGAAAUUUGCUUCAAAUCGUCAUCACCAACGAGGACGCCAACGUCUGGCGCGUUCACUGUGACUUGCACGAUUAUGAACAGGCAAUAGCAGCGUGCAAGUCUGAGCUACAGAGGCAGUUUGUGUUCACGCACAAGGCGGAGCGCAUGAUGAAGAUGAAGCGGUACGAAGACGCCGCAGAGGCCUUUGCUAGAGCCAGUCACGCGCACUCGAUCGAAGACGUGGCGAAGACGUUCAUCGAUCUGAACGCGCGAGAUGCCCUCUAUGCAUACAUUGAGGGACGGCUCCGAGAGCUCCCAAGUGAUGACGUGGCACGACGCUUGAUACUCGCCACAUGGCUUCUGGAGGAGCGUCUCAAGCUCGCGAGCGUUUCGCGAGAUGCAAAAAACGACGCCAAACUUCGUGACUUCUUGCGAGAAUACUUCGAUUCGCUGGACGAGCGAGAGACGCUUCGCAUGUUGAGCGAGGCAAAACGCUUGGACGACGAGAUGUACUUCGCUGAGCUGUGCGGCGAUUUCGACAGAGUUUUGGACCACUUUAUGCAGCUCGGCGAUUCGAGGAGGGCGCUAGAAAUCAUCACUUCGCAGAGGGUGCCGCGCGAAACGUCUAACCGCGUCUUGCCAGCCCUGAUUGAGCGUCUGCCGAAGGAGACAAUCGACUUUCUACUCUCGCGUGGACAAGUAAGCGAGGACAUGAAAAUAAUUGGCCCACUAGCUCGCGAAGAGAGGUUGUUCGACAAGUCAAGUGACGCCGCAAAGACUAUCUUGACGCACUUAGCAAGAUAUUUGGAAACCAUCACGGCGAAAGAGAACGGCAUGGCGCGAAGCGACGCCGCCGCUCACAAUUUGUUGCUCAACUUGUAUGUGAGUCAAAUUGACUCAUCACCGACCGUCGUGACGACGUUAAAUAGAUACAUCCUCGGCGCGGUGGAUGAAGGCACAAAAGAGCCGUUCUACGACGUGCAGUACGCAAUUCGCAUGUGCGAAAAACACGGCGCGCAUCGUAGUGCGGUCUACGCGUAUUGCAUGUCAAGGAAUUACGACAUGGCGAUGCAUAUCGCGCUCUCGACGCUUCAAGACAUCGAACUGGCGAAGAUGGUCACCGUGAAAGCUGCCGAGGCGCCGUCGGGAGAUUCGAACGAGGACGAAAUCGUGCAGAAGAAGUUGUGGAUAGAGAUUGCGAAGUGGUCCAUUCAAAAGUCUGGCGUUCUGCAACAGCAUGCGAACUCAGAGAGUGAGGAAGAGCGUAGUUCCGCAAUUCGCGGCGCUUUGAGUUUUCUGAAUGAGACUAAUGGUGCGUUACGCGUGGAAGAUAUCCUUCCGCUGCUUCCAGACUUCACCGUCAUCGACGACGUCAAGGAUUUGGUGUUAAAGUCGCUCACAGAGCAUCGAUCAGAGAUCGAGCAUUUGCGAGAAGAACUCGAACGUAUCACCGCGUUCACGCAAGAUGUACAAGAUGAGAUAGAGGAUCUCGAACAAAAGACGUACAUCGUCAAGAAAGAUCAGAAGUGUCUCGAGUGCGGCAGGCCCGUCGUCCGUUUGCGUCUCAUGGAGCACGCGGAUGAUGCAAAUCUCCUUGCGCCAUUUUAUGUUUUCCCGUGUGAGAUGGCAUAUCACACGGAGUGCUUGAUACGACGAGUGCUUCCACUCAUGUUCCCAGACGAGCGUAAACGCGCGCUCGCUUUGAUGCGUUUGCUCAAGGUGCCGCUGCCACGUCGGCUCAAGCCCGAGACUAAAUUCUGGGGCGCCCCUCCAAAGGCGGCGACCGGACUCACCGCUGAAGAAGCCGUGGGAGAGCUUGAGGAUAUGCUUUGUGCCGAUUGUCCCGAUUGUGGCGCUUUACACCUUCGUCUAAUCCACGAACCUCUGCUCACUCCAGAGGAGCAGGCGCUCGACGAUGCGCUCGCCGCGCAGCUUCCAGAGUCCUGGCUUGAUCCGUUCGAGGCUGAGGUCGAUUUCGAUUCGGACCCUGUCGAAGUGAUUCCGUGGGAGGAGUUCAAAGAAAUCAAGCUCCCGGACGGAUGGCCCGACCACGAAUUCUUUCGUUCCUAG
Messenger RNA from Ostreococcus tauri, 3354 nucleotides. RefSeq names its product Clathrin, heavy chain/VPS, 7-fold repeat. Gene Ontology annotation, molecular function: protein-macromolecule adaptor activity. Gene Ontology annotation, cellular component: endosome; HOPS complex. The coding region runs from base 1 to 3354 and encodes 1117 amino acids. The transcript has a single exon. Gene Ontology annotation, biological process: vacuole organization; endosome organization; organelle fusion. The record is from RefSeq and is a predicted model, not a curated record. NCBI's taxonomy places the organism in Eukaryota, Viridiplantae, Chlorophyta, Mamiellophyceae, Mamiellales, Bathycoccaceae.